Fukomys damarensis (Damara mole-rat) is the source of this 643-nucleotide messenger RNA. RefSeq lists its product as uncharacterized. The transcript is spliced from 2 exons. NCBI's taxonomy places the organism in Eukaryota, Metazoa, Chordata, Mammalia, Rodentia, Bathyergidae. The coding region runs from base 1 to 633 and encodes 210 amino acids. The record is from RefSeq and is a predicted model, not a curated record.
AUGCCCGCAGGAGAUGCGGGCUGGCGCCCCCCCCCAGAGCGCCCACCCCUUUGCCCGCAGCGCCACACCGUGCCGGCCCCCCGAGGUGAAGGCAGUGGCGUGGGAUGGACAGGCCAGGACCUCGUCGGCUGCUGCAAUCGCUUUGUGCAGAGCCUCCAUUCUCCCCUCUACACCCUCAGAGGCAUCCGGGUGGGAUACCGGGAGCCCGCAUCCACACGAAAGAUGAGAUAUAAAAGGGAGAGAGAUUUUCUGCUCUCUUGCUCCCUGGCCAAAGCCGAGUCCAGCGCAUUUGCAGACGCCUCCAGCGAGAAAGGGAGAGGAAGAGAUAAGGGGGCGGGGGAAGAAGAAGAAGAAAAAGAAGAAAAGGUAAAAAGUCUUCCUGGAGAGCCGUUCGCGUGUGCAACCAAGACCUUGGGGGCUGGGGAGCGACCCGGGGACCCAGGGCUGCGGUGUCCGCAGCGAGCUCAGCGGCAGGGCUCCGGCGCGAGCUCCCGAAAGCGACUUCCACGGGCGGCUCUAACCACGCCAGCACCGCGACAGCCGCCCCGCCACUAUGUCUCCCGAUCUGUCGCCCAGUCCUCUUUAGAAGCGACAGUCCUCCUCCCCGAAAGACACUAUCCUCCCUUCCUCUAAAGCGCUUUAG